Messenger RNA from Serpula lacrymans var. lacrymans S7.9, 621 nucleotides. RefSeq lists its product as uncharacterized. Gene Ontology annotation, cellular component: RNA polymerase I core factor complex. The record is from RefSeq and is a predicted model, not a curated record. The coding region runs from base 1 to 621 and encodes 206 amino acids. NCBI's taxonomy places the organism in Eukaryota, Fungi, Basidiomycota, Agaricomycetes, Boletales, Serpulaceae. The transcript is spliced from 4 exons. Gene Ontology annotation, molecular function: TBP-class protein binding; RNA polymerase I core promoter sequence-specific DNA binding; RNA polymerase I general transcription initiation factor activity. Gene Ontology annotation, biological process: nucleolar large rRNA transcription by RNA polymerase I; transcription initiation at RNA polymerase I promoter.
AUGACUCUUGACCAUCAGCUCUUUCUCUUUACUUCAUUGGGCGAUAAAAAGCCUUCCACAACCCGUAAAGUUCACAUACGACGUCUCUACGAUAUAUUGCAGCUCAGCCUCCAACGUAAAGACCUUCCCAGGGCAAAACGGGCUUGGGCCAUAUUAUCCAGGUGCAAAGAGGUCGAAUGGAAAUCUAUGUGGUCGACAAGUUUAUAUUUGCUCAGUGAUCAUGUCGACAAGAUAGAGAGCAGUCCACCCAAAAUUGAUUUCUUGCGAACUAUGAUGCUCCAAUAUCCAGACGAGCGUGAAUCUAUAUUGAAAGAACUGGUCCUGCACCUAAUACUAUCGAACAGGUAUAGAGAGGCUUUGGAUGAGCUUGAACUGUACCUUCCGUCAUUCCCUUAUCAUGAUAACCCCGUUCUGCACGUAUAUGCAGGACUGCUCUCUCUUCAACUUGCUCAGUCGUCAGGAGAAGCCCAGGCCGAUGAUAGUCACGCGUUGUACUCUGGCACCCUGGACCAUGCCCAAACCUAUCUUGAACGCGCAAGGUUACUAGACCCGAAUAAUGUCGUUGCGAAUGCUUUCCUAGAGAAGGCAAGAGUCGCUCACUUAACUGUCGACGUUUGGUGA